Molecule: messenger RNA, 2892 nt
Organism: Drosophila serrata
Lineage: Eukaryota; Metazoa; Arthropoda; Insecta; Diptera; Drosophilidae
Source: RefSeq, a predicted model, not a curated record
AUGACAAUUGUGCUCAACAAAUCGAUGGUUUAUUUUUUGGAGCAUUCGCCCACAGUGGAGAUGCUGCUUCGUGUGACAUUGCUGGCCACGCUCUGCUUCUGUGCCGCCCAGGCGGUGCUGAGUGGCAAGGAGCUGAAGCGCCGUGAGGCAGGAUUCGAUACCUAUGGACCCCCACCAAGACCUGCUCCUCAGUAUGGACCACCACCGCCACAACAUGUGCCCCAUCGGGAGUACGGUGUGCCGCAGCAGAUACCCUUCCGGGAGUAUGGUCCUCCGGCUCUGAAGUAUGGUCCACCCAAGUUGAACUUCUUGGGAGGAGGAGGAGGUGGAGGUGGAGGCGGUGGCUCUCUGCAUGAGCAGAUUAAGACCCACUUUGGUGUGCCCAAACCCUUCUAUGGGCCACCUCACAUUCAGCACAAACCGGCUCCCCAAUACGGACCCCCGCCUAAGCCUGCCCCACAGUAUGGUCCUCCUCCCCAGCCUGCCCCUCAGUAUGGUCCUCCUCCUCAACCUGCCCCCCACUAUGGUCCACCUCCGCCACAGUAUGGUCCACCACCGCCGCAGAAGAUCCAGCAUCGUCCGGCUCCACAGUACGGACCACCAAAGCCACAGUAUGGACCUCCACCACAGUUGCUGCCCUCGCCACAUGCCGCUCCCCUGUUCAAGCCCGCCCAUCAGCCGGCCACCUCCUACGGACCACCUGCAUCUGGACCGCUUAACCUGCCCCACAAGCCCAUCUAUGAUGCACCGCCUCCGAACUAUGGCCCUCCGCCACUACCCGUGGCCCUGCCAGGACCUCCGCCACCGGCCACUACCAUCAUCCUGCAAGGAGGACACCACCAUGGUGGACCCCCCACAGGACCCAGUGGCCCUGGACCAGUGAAGCAGGUGCAGAUCCAGAUUGAUGCCUCGGGACACACGCACAGUGUGAGUGGCUCUCAGGCGCCAUUCCACACGGCUUGCGAUGGCUGGAAGCCAAUCCCAGCUCCAAUUGGUGCCUACGUGGAGCAGAACCACAUUGAGACCCAAGGUGGCUACAGUCAGGUGGCUCAGGGACAUGGCGGUGGCUUUGGAACACAAUACAGUGUGGGAGGAUCUUCGGGAGGAUCUGGUGGCAGCAUCAUUGACGGACUCUCGGACGAACAGCUCGUGGCCGUGGCCCCAGGUGGAAAUGAUGGUGCUCAGGUGAUCACAGGACCCGGUGGUAACUCCAUCGAAACGGAAACUCUACAGGCUGCCAUUGGCUCCCUGGAUGACUCGUAUUCCAAGCCGCCAUUGGACUCUUUCGAUCCCCGAUCGGUGCAUGCCCAGAAGUAUCAGACAAUUGGACACUCGGGACCACAAGGAGGAAACUAUGGACCCCCGCCACCUCCUCCCAGUGGCAACUAUGGACCUCCACCACCACCUCCCAGCGGCAACUAUGGACCCCCGCCACCACCACCCCAGUUUGCAGCUCUGACUAGCAGUCACUCCCAAUCCCAAUCCCACUCUCAGUCGCAGUCCAAUGUGAACAUUCAGUAUGGACCACCUCCCUCUGGAAACCCACAGCCCUUCCCCCAGCAUGGAGCUGGUCAACCCAAUAAACCGGUGGCUUAUCGCCCACCCGUGCCCGUCGGUCUGUUGGAGUCCAUUGGAGCCACUGUCCAGCAUCUGGAUCAGUUUGGAGUGAAGCCACCACAACAGCCUGCUACCUAUAUUCCCCCAGCUGCCAAUGAAAUAGCUCUGGCUGGAUCUCCUCCAGCUUUGCCUGCGCCUCAGGCUCUCUACCAACCUCCUCCACCACCACCACCUCAGUCUCAUCAGGUUAUCCUGCAGCAGCAGCUGCCUGCUCCUCAGCCCGGACCCGCCUUUGGACACCAGAAGCAACAGUUUGGACCCCCAGAGCCCCAGUACUUGCCACCUCCACCACCGCCAGUGGCCAAUGUGCGUCCCCUGGGACCACCGCCACCGCCCACCCAGCAGUACCUGCCAGCUGCUCCUCCACCACCAGUCUUCUUCCAGCAACAACAGCAGCAGCAGCAUCACCAUCACCACGCGGAGAAUAGCUACAGUGCCUCGCAGUUCCAUGCCCAGGGUCUGCCCCUGCCCCAGCAGGCGCCACGUUUCAGCCAGCUGCCCUUCCAGCAGCAGCAGCAGCCUCAACCCAUCAUUGUCCAUGACUGUGGACACGGCCCCAAUGUGGUGAGCAGCACUGGCUACCAGGUGCAGCAGCAGCAGCAGCAGCACUUUGGCAGCGUUUCGGCUGCCUCCUCGGGAGCCUUCAAUGCCAUUGCCCAGAGCAUUCCAGUGGCGGAACAGCACACCCAGCAACUGGUUUCGGGUCCAGCGGAUAGCUAUGGACCACCACCAUCUGGCAAUGAUAUUGAUAGCUUCGAUCACACUGGCUAUGCCUCGCAGAAGAAUGCGGUGGCUGCCCUACCCGAUGGCACUGAUCCUCAACAACUUCCUGGCUUAGAUGGACUUGAUGUCCUCUCGGCACAAAAAUCACAGAGCAUUCAGUUGGGAAAUGGCCAACAGCCUUCACAGAACUUCCAAGUGCAGUUCGGGGGAUCCCUGAACAAUGCUCCCGGUGUGUCAAGUGGUGAUGCCAAUCACGAGGAGAUUCUUUCCCAGGGUCUACUGCAAUCGAUCCUCACGGCCAUUGAGCAACCCCAGCAGCAGCAGCAGCAGCAUCUCCCCCAGAAUCACAAGGCCCAGAGCCGCUCCGAUGAUCAUGAUCAGCAAGAGGAUCAGCAGCAGGCGGAUGACCAUGAGGAGGAGCAAUCCGUCAGCUCAUCCACUCGCGUGGAGGUGCGUGUUCUGCCCGAGAAUGGCGAGAACGAGGAGGAGACACCCGCCGAGGUCAAGGAGAUCGAACCCAUUGUGGUCAACGAUGAGGAGGCCAAGCAUUAG